AUGUUGGAAAGGUUGGCUGGAAAGCAAUAUUUUUGCUUCCUAGACGGGUACAGUGGAUACUUCCAGAUAUAUGUGGAUCCUGAAGAUCAGGAGAAGACAACCUUUACCUGCCCGUUUGGCACUUAUGCGUAUAGAAGAAUACCGUUUGGAUUAUGCUAUGCACCGGGAACAUUCCAGCGUUGGAUGAUGAGCAUCUUCUCAGAUCUGUUGGAGGUAUGCUUUGAAAUUUUUAUGGAUGAUUUCACGGUGUAUGGGAAUUCCUUCGAUGCAUGCUUGGCCAAUUUGGAUCUGGAGGUUCAUCAAGGAUUUUGCAAAGAAGGGUGCAAGAAGGGGUUCCAAAUGCUGAAGGAUAGACUUGUCUCCGCCCCGAUAAUCCGCGCGCCAGACUGGAAUUACCUCUUCGAAGUAAUGUGCGAUGCAAGUGAUUUUGCAGUGGGAGCGGUCCUAGGUCAGAGGAUUGACGGGAAAAGCUAUGUCAUCUUUUAUGCCUCGAAGACCCUCAACCAGGCUCAGAAGAACUAUGAUACCACAGAAAAAGAGAUGUUAGCAGUGUUAUACUCAUUCGAGAAAUUUCGACCGUAUCUAUUAGGGUCGAAAGUAAUAGUCUACACUGAUCACGAUGCGAUUAAGUAUCUCCUGGCCAAGAGGGAGUCUAAGCCAAGGUUGAUUAGAUGGGUGUUGUUGCUGCAAGAAUUUGAUUGGGAGGUAAAAGAUAAGAAGGGGACAGAGAACAAAGUUGCAGAUCAUUUAAUCCGAAUAUUCCAAGGGUAUACGGAUGAAGCUAUACCUGAUGCCUUCCUCGAGGAACAUCUUUAUUAUAUAUGGAAGUCUGCUAGACCUAUUGACUGGGAAACAGUGUUGACAGUAACAGGUCUAGGAACAUCAGACAGGGGGAAGCGCCCGAUGAAUGCAGAGUCAUGGUUCGCUGACCUGGCUAAUUACUUAGUCAUAGGAGAAAUGCCAGGUUGCCACGAAAUUUCCCGGGCCCAGAAAAUGAAGCUGAAGAGUGAAACCAAAUACUACUUCUGGGAUGAUCCCUACCUCUGGAAGAUGUGCUCAAACCCAGAUAAUCCGACGAUGCAUUCCAGAGUGGGAACAGAAAGAUGUCCUAAACCACUGCCAUGCCUUAGCCUGUGGAGAUGUCAACUGACCGGGGGGAUUUCUAGGAGGGAUGAGAUGCCGCAGAAUCCGAUAAUAGUUUGUGAAAUUUUCGAUGUUUGGGGCAUGGACUUUAUGGGCCCUUUCUCAUCUUCAUAUGGGAACACGUACAUCUUGGUUGCAGUAGAUUAUGUAUCCAAAUGGAUAGAAGCAAAGGCUACGCCCACUUGUGAGUCAAAGGAGGUAGCUAAAUUUCUGCGAACCAAUAUUUUCAAUAGAGAUGAAUAUGAAGCGCCGGCCUGUGAAGAAGAACGCAAACUGCAGUUACAGGAAUUGGAGGAACUAAGACUGGAGGCAUUCGACUCGGCCAUGUGGUAUAAAGAAAGAACCAAACUCUGGCAUGAUAAGAACCUCCGGGUCAAGGAACUUCGAGUAGGGCAGAAAGUACUUCUUUUUCAAUCUCGGCUGAAGCUAAUGCCUGGUAAACUGAAAUCCAAGUGGAUAGGGCCAUACACGAUCAUUGGCCUUCGAGCAAAUGGAGCAGUAGAGAUUCAAGGGAGCGCCCCAGACUCGGUUCCUUUCCUAGUAAAUGGGCACAGAGUGAAGGUAUACAUAGAUAAUACAGAUCUGUAUGUGGUGGAAGAGACGCCACUACAUGCAUCUGCUAUUAUUUCUUAA
This is a messenger RNA of Salvia hispanica, 1776 nucleotides long. Lineage: Eukaryota; Viridiplantae; Streptophyta; Magnoliopsida; Lamiales; Lamiaceae. The record is from RefSeq and is a predicted model, not a curated record.